AUGUUAGCAAACAAAAUCCAUCGUGGCGAUUAUUUCAUCAGUAAAGAAGUAUCAUCUCUUGUAGAUAUCAGCGCAGAAGUCGUAUCAGCGAAUUUUUCAUUAUACCCAAGCUUGCCUGGGCUAAAAAGUUAUAAAUUAGUCGAAAAAAUAAUAGAUAAAGUUUCAGUUACCCUCCCACUGCAAAUUACAGCUCCAAACAUCAGCAUUGAAAGCUACUGAAAGCGGGCUUGUGAGUCCAAGUGGAAAAACAUCCGCCACAAUGAGCAUGGGUGGUCGUGGAAACAGACCUACAUAGAAACCUAUCUGCAAGAAAUCCUAUGCAAGCACCCUGGAGAUGACUUAGAAGAGCUUGCAAGCCUUAUUAUGGCUACCAGGAACUUUAUUUUUUAUAUUGAUAUUGAAGAGCUCCCAUCACAUUUAGACUUAAGAAUUUUAUUCAAAAAUGUCCCAUGCAUCACCAAAUUCAGGGUUUCAUAUGGCGCAAAACAUUUGGGGUCUGAAUAUGACCGGUCUUUAUUUGGGAUGAGAAUGAAUGAUGCCGCAAGUAUCACGAAAUGCAUAAAAAGCUCCCAGUGUUUGGUCUCCCUCUCGCUGCCUUGCAAUUUGAUUGAUGAUGAGCUAGUUAGAAUGCUUACAAAAGGAUUUUUAUAUAAUAAAACCAUUGUAGAGCUUGAUUUAUCCCAUAAUAGAAUUGGUGACCAUGGCGCAAGAAGGAUCGCUAAAUAUUUAUUCCAUUCAGAUGUCCUGUUGUCGCUUAAUUUAAGUGACAAUCAAAUACAGUAUGAAGGAUCCAGAUGCAUAGGCCAAGCUCUGAGAAAUAAUAGAUCGUUACAGAUUUUGAAUUUAAAGCAUAAUAGACUUGAUGAUAGGUCUGGGGCUAAACUUUGUAGUGAUUUACAACAAAAUGGGGUGGUCAGGUCAUUAAAUUUAAGCUCAAAUUCUUUGUCAACGCUAUUUUGUGAAAAAUUAUGUGACUUAUUGGCAAAUAAUGACUCUUUGCUUGAGCUUGAUAUAAGCUGCAAUUUAUUAGUAGACAAUGAAGCUGAAGAUGCUAUAAGGGAUGAAAUGCUGAGCGCUGUAGAAAAAUUAAAAGGAGUGCUUUCACUUGGCUGCUCAUUACUGAUGAUUGAUAUCAGAAAUAAUGGCUUAACUCGAAGAAUGGAAAAAGAUAUAACAGAGAUUGUGGUUAAGCAUGAUUUAGACUUAAAAGAUAUACCACUUUAUAGGGUCCAAACACCAGCUUCUAGGUCUUCAGCAUCCAGACAUUCGCAGCACAGACUGCCAAGUGGAAAUUCUCUUAAAGUGCAAACCCCUAUCAGAACUCCUAAGACUCCUUAUCGUACUUAA
This is a messenger RNA of Blepharisma stoltei, 1347 nucleotides long. The record is from the annotation of a GenBank genome assembly. NCBI's taxonomy places the organism in Eukaryota, Ciliophora, Heterotrichea, Heterotrichida, Blepharismidae.